Anisakis simplex (herring worm) is the source of this 1359-nucleotide messenger RNA. The record is from the annotation of a GenBank genome assembly. NCBI's taxonomy places the organism in Eukaryota, Metazoa, Nematoda, Chromadorea, Rhabditida, Anisakidae.
CUAAUCGAAAAGUAUGAGACGACAAGUCGGCUCGACUAUCAAAAUAAAUUUUUCGACAAAGACCGUCGUCUAAAAGACCAGGCAGAUACUCGAACUCGAAACGACGAUGCCAUGCGAGCUUUAAAUUCACUGCCGAUGGGCGAAUAUUAUUCUUACGAUCAAAUUGUUGAAUGGAUGCAAAAGUUGCAGCAUUUGAAUCCAAGUUUUGUGCGACAAAUUUCAAUUGGAACCACCCAUGAAGGAAGGAAUAUCGUUGGACUUAUUGUAAGAAUUGUCUCUAUUCAUUCGAUUUUACGUUGCAAAUGCUUCAAAAAAAAAGGAACGAUCUAUCCUUGCCAAUGUGCUAACUGCAGCAUCGUUGAUAACGGUAAUAACUGUUAUUGCUAUUUGCAGCUGAUUUCUAGGUAUGGGCAAGAUCCGAAAAUUACCGAAUACGUAAACACGUUGAACAUUUACAUCUUCCCAUGCCUCAAUCCGGACGGCUAUGAGUAUACUCGAUCUGAUCCACACAAACCAGCAGUGCGAUCAUUUAUCUUUGUGAGAAUGUGGCGUAAAAACAGGUCUCCUGAAAAAUGCGUCGACAAGGAUAGUAAAACAGUGUGCUGCAAAGGUGUUGAUUUGAAUCGAAACUUUGCAUUUCGUUUCGCAGAAAUUGGUUCAAGUUCUUCACCUUGCUCUGAAAUUUAUCAUGGUAACUAUGCUUUCAGCGAGCCCGAGUCCAGAGCAAUUCGCGAUGCAGUUUUAUCGCUAGGCAAUCGAAUUGAUGCAUACAUAACGCUGCAUACUUACUCGCAAUUAUGGAUCUAUCCAUAUUCACAUAAAAAGCAUGCAUAUUCUGAGGAUGUUAAUGAUCUGAAAUCAUUAGCAAGAAAGGCUGUUGCAUCAUUGCAGCAGCUUUAUGGAACGCAUUAUCGAUACGGAACUGGACCAGAAAUUAUUUAUCCAUACGCUGGCGGAUCAUGUGACUGGGCCAAGGAAACUGCCAAAAUUAAAUACACCUAUACACUUGAAUUGAGACCAUCCUCUUUUGACUGGAAUGGUUUCAUAUUGGAUAAACGUCAACUAAUCCCAACUGGAAGGGAAACUUUUGAAGGUGUUAAAGUGGUACUCGAUAAAGUUAUCGAAAAUGAGAAACGACGAAACGGUAAAGCGAUACUAAUUGAGAGUGUAGAUAGGGGAGAGGGGGUACAGGGGCAAUCUUUCCCUCCCUCCCCACUGGAGAGUAGGAGAAGUGUGGGUAAGGAAGGAGGAAAAGAGGAGAGAAGGGAGAAGGGAUCGAAAUUCCGUGUUCUGACGUUGCAUCCGCAUGUGCGUAUUGGAUAUCAACUAAUCCAUCGAUAUGUCACACAAACGAGAUGA